AUGCGCCUCAUAACAGCCUUGGAGAACUUGCAAAGACACCCUGUUCUACGGAAGCUCACGUUGAAUGAUGUGGUCCAGUAUGCAAGGCUGGUAGGCCAUCUCAAAAACGACAUCUUGCUACCUCAACCACUCGAGCAAACUGAUCCUGGCGUGCCUCCUGAUGUUUUACCCUUGAGCCUCGUAGAAUUUUUGAGCCUAGCCCUAAGCAUUAAGCAAGAGUUCAUUCAAGAUAGCUGGGAUAUCAUGAAGUAUUACAUCUGGGAAUGUACAACUGUUCCCCUGAUACAUGAAGACUUCGAGCUAUUCAGAGAGUUUGGUUGGUCUCGGGGCAUCGCUGUGCUUUCGAUCUACCCUCGCGAAAGUGUCUGUGCAACGGUGGGCUGUGGGAAUACACGGCCGUUGAAGAAAGAGACUAGCCGUGAGGUUGUUGUUUAUACAACUGCCAAUGGCGUACAGGCUGCAUGGGCCAUUCACCUCUACUGUCCUGGUAAGAGCUAUCCUGUUGACCUCCUUGCACAACUGCUAAAUGACCCACAGAGUGUAAAACUGACUAUCACAACAACUUUACUGUCCAUGACGGAGAACGCACAUACUACGAAGAAGUCCCACUUUACGUACAGGUUGGCGAACAUCAAUUCGUCGAACAGAAAAUUGUCCGCACCUGGAUAA
Molecule: messenger RNA, 669 nt
Organism: Laccaria bicolor S238N-H82
Lineage: Eukaryota; Fungi; Basidiomycota; Agaricomycetes; Agaricales; Hydnangiaceae
Exons: 2
Coding region: 1-669 (222 amino acids)
Source: RefSeq, a predicted model, not a curated record